AGGUCGGCUAAAUCGACCGCCGCCUCCUGUUCAUUUCACCCUCCGCUUCUCGUCUCCCGCUCUGCUCGGCUCUGCUCUGCUCCGAGGGUUGUGGGGUUGUUUGCACCGGCGGGGAUGGAGGCGGCGACGGUGGCGUGGACGGCGGCGGGGGUGGGGAUGGCGCUGGUGUACUGGUUCGUGUGGGUGAUGGGGGCGGCGGAGGUGAAGGGGAAGCGGGCGGUGGAUCUCAAGAUGGGAUCCAUCACGCACGACAAGGUGAAGGACAAGUACACGCAGUACUGGUCGUUCUUCCGCCGCCCCAAGGAGACGGCGACCACCGAGGCGUCCGCCGAGAAGGUGCCGGCCUUCGUCGACACCUUCUACAACCUCGUCACCGACAUCUACGAGUGGGGCUGGGGCCAGUCGUUCCACUUCUCCCCUUCCCUCCCCGGUCGUUCCCACCGCGAGGCCACACGCGUCCAUGAGGAGCGCGUCGCCGACCUCCUCCAGGCCAAGCCGGGCCACCGCCUUCUCGACGUCGGCUGCGGCGUCGGCGGGCCCAUGCGCGCCAUCGCCGCCCACUCGGGCUCCAACGUCGUCGGCAUCACCAUCAACGAGUACCAGGUUAACCGCGCCCGCGCGCACAACCGCAAGGCCGGCCUCGACUCCCGGUGCGAGGUCGUCUGCGGCAACUUCCUCUCCAUGCCGUUCGCCGACGCCUCCUUCGACGGCGCCUACUCCAUCGAGGCCACCUGCCACGCGCCAAGGCUGCAGGACGUCUACGGCGAGGUCUUCCGCGUGCUCAAGCCAGGCGGCCUCUACGUCUCCUACGAGUGGGUCACCACCUCCCUCUACCGCGCCGACAACGCCGAGCAUGUCGAGGCCAUCCACGGUAUCGAGCGCGGCGACGCUCUCCCGGGCCUGCGCCGCCAGGACGAGAUCGCAUCCAUCGCCAAGGAGGUAGGAUUCGAGGUGCUCAAGGAGCUCGACCUCGCCCUCCCGCCCGCUCUCCCCUGGUGGACGCGGCUCAAGAUGGGGCGCAUCGCCUACUGGCGCAACUCCCUCGUCGUCCGCGUGCUCACCAUGCUCCGGAUUGCACCCAAGGGCGUCGCCGAGGUGCACGAGAUGCUGUACGAGACCGCGCAGCACCUCACCCGCGGCGGCGAGACCGGCAUCUUCACGCCGAUGCACAUGGUGCUCCUCCGCAAGCCCGCCGAGAGCAAAUAGUGCCAGUCAUCAACGACACCUACCUUCAUUCACUCACCCAGCGGAAGGGAGGAACAGAGCAAAAGAAAUAAUCUCGCAGAGAAGCAGCACAGGUAAGAAGUGCAGACUACCACCUAGCACCUGGCGAGGAGGAGAGGUUGCAGAAGAGAUUGCUUAAAUUAAGUUAAAUUUGAUCGUUUAGAGGAGAAAUAAGGAUUAUGUUUAUUGUUACUCUUUCUUGUUCGUAGCUAAUUUUGCUUUCAAAUUUUUUUGGUGGAGGUUUUUGGGUUGGAAAGACAAGGUCGGGUUCUCCUUUAAAGUUUGAGUUUUUUUUUUCCUCCUUGAUCGGUGGAUCGAUCUACUACUACUUAUCUACUAUCAGUAAUCAGACAUGCCAUGUUUUGUCUCGAGCUCACAAGAUUGGAAUCUCUCCCGCUAGGGAAUCCAAUUUUCAACGGUGUAAUUUGCCC
This is a messenger RNA of Oryza brachyantha (malo sina), 1655 nucleotides long. RefSeq names its product 24-methylenesterol C-methyltransferase 2. The coding region runs from base 115 to 1206 and encodes 363 amino acids. Gene Ontology annotation, biological process: steroid biosynthetic process. The record is from RefSeq and is a predicted model, not a curated record. The transcript has a single exon. NCBI's taxonomy places the organism in Eukaryota, Viridiplantae, Streptophyta, Magnoliopsida, Poales, Poaceae. Gene Ontology annotation, molecular function: S-adenosylmethionine-dependent methyltransferase activity.